Molecule: messenger RNA, 3243 nt
Organism: Drosophila navojoa
Lineage: Eukaryota; Metazoa; Arthropoda; Insecta; Diptera; Drosophilidae
Gene: mGluR
Product: metabotropic Glutamate Receptor
Biological process (GO): G protein-coupled receptor signaling pathway
Cellular component (GO): membrane
Molecular function (GO): G protein-coupled receptor activity
Source: RefSeq, a predicted model, not a curated record
AUGAUUUGCUCUGAGCGAUUGCCUCUGUACUAAAAGAAAAAACAGAGUAUGUAUGGCGCAGGGCACAUACCCCCAAUACUUGAAUAAGAAUUAAACUAUUUGUAUAACUGAAGAAGAAUAUGUGGAAUGUGUUUAGGAUGAAGUCUUCAGAUGGGUGGAAUGCUCCAAUUGGGAUCAUGCUCAUGUCAGCCACAUGUUGGCUUUCGCAACUGAUUAUAGCCGGCUCAUCUCAAGUGCAGGACACUGUGUCCGUCUCGUUGCCAGGUGAUAUAAUACUGGGUGGACUGUUUCCAGUACAUGAGAAAGGCGAGGGUGCCCCGCCAUGCGGACCAAAGGUCUAUAAUCGCGGUGUUCAGCGCUUGGAGGCGAUGCUCUAUGCCAUCGAUCGUGUUAAUAACGAUGCAAAUAUAUUGCCCGGGAUAACAAUAGGUGUGCAUAUACUCGACACCUGCUCGCGGGAUACGUAUGCCCUGAAUCAAUCGCUGCAAUUUGUGAGAGCCUCACUCAACAACUUGGACACAUCCGUGUUUGAAUGUUCCGACUCAUCAAUACCUCAACUCAGAAAAAAUGCGACAUCUGGCCCCGUGUUUGGUGUUAUUGGCGGAUCGUACAGUUCCGUAUCACUUCAGGUGGCGAAUUUAUUGCGACUCUUUCACAUUCCGCAAAUAUCGCCGGCAUCAACCGCAAAAACUCUAUCGGAUAAAUCCAGAUUUGACCUAUUUGCACGUACCGUGCCACCCGACACAUUCCAAUCGGUUGCUUUGGUGGACAUCAUCAAGAACUUUAACUGGUCGUAUGUAUCGACAAUACAUUCCGAGGGCUCCUAUGGCGAAUAUGGCAUUGAGGCCUUCCAUAAGGAGGCCACCGAAAGACACGUUUGCAUUGCUGCCGCCGAAAAAGUGCCGAGCGCUGCCGACGACAAAGUCUUUGAUGCCAUUAUAGGGAAGCUUCUUAAAAAGCCAAAUGCUCGCGGCGUCAUCCUUUUCACACGCGCCGAGGACGCCAGACGCAUUCUUCUGGCGGCCAAGCGCGCUAAUUUAUCCCAGCCCUUCCAUUGGGUGGCCAGCGAUGGUUGGGGUAAGCAGCAGAAGCUGCUGGAGGGCCUGGAGGACAUCGCCGAAGGAGCCAUAACUGUAGAACUACAGUCAGAAAUAAUUGAGGAUUUCGAUAGAUAUAUGAUGCAAUUGACGCCCACCUCUAAUAAGCGCAACCCCUGGUUUGCUGAGUACUGGGAGGACACCUUCAAUUGUGUGUUGCCAACAAGCUCCGACAGUGACAAGAUCAAUAAGGAAGAUAAGAGCAAUGAAAAGGAUAAAGUUGUUUGUGAUGAUACUUUCAGGCUAUCCGAUAAAGUUGGGUACGAACAAGAGUCGAAAACCCAAUUCGUUGUGGAUGCUGUGUACGCGUUUGCCCACGCCCUUCACAAUUUACAUAACGACUUGUGCACAAAAAGUGAUCAAACUGUGGUACCACAACAUCAUCAGCACAGCGAAUCCGUAUGGUAUCGUAGGUCUACGGAUCACCAAUCACAGGCAUGCCCCAAUAUGGCUAGCUAUGAUGGCAAGGACUUUUACAAUAAUUAUUUGUUGAAUGUGUCAUUUGUAGAUUUGGCUGGCAGUGAAGUGAAGUUUGAUCGUCAGGGUGAUGGGCUGGCGAGAUAUGACAUUUUAAAUUAUCAACGCCUGGAUAACUCUUCGGGAUAUCAGUACAAGGUGAUUGGCAAAUGGUUUAAUUCCCUCGAACUUAAUUUGGAUACCCUCGUGUGGAAUAAGGCCAACGAAAUGCCAACCUCAGCAUGCUCCUUGCCAUGUGAAGCUGGAAUGAUUAAAAAACAACAGGGGGACACUUGCUGCUGGAUCUGUGACAGCUGCGAAGCGUACGAAUACGUUUAUGACGAGCAGACAUGUAGGGACUGUGGCCCAGGACUGUGGCCAUAUCCCGAUAAAUUAUCCUGCUUUGCCCUCAAUAUUGAGUAUAUGCGGUGGAAUUCGCUAUUCGCACUUGUUCCACUAGCGAUUGCCGUCUUUGGCAUCACGAUGACGAUAAUCGUUAUUGUGCUAUUUGCGAGAAAUCAUGACACGCCUCUAGUGCGUGCGUCUGGGCGAGAGCUGAGCUAUACGCUGUUGUUCGGAAUCCUGGUCUGUUACUGCAACACAUUCGCCUUGAUCGCUAAGCCAACCAUUGGUUCAUGCGUACUGCAAAGAUUUGGCAUCGGAGUCGGUUUCUCUAUCAUUUAUAGUGCUUUGCUAACAAAAACAAAUCGCAUAUCUCGCAUAUUUCAUUCAGCAUCCAAAUCGGCGCAGCGUCUCAAAUACAUUAGUCCGCAGUCUCAGGUUGUAAUAACGACAUCCCUGAUCGCAAUACAAGUUUUGAUUACAAUGAUUUGGAUGAUUGUGGAACCACCAGGAACUAGAUUUUAUUAUCCCGAUCGCACCGAGGUGAUCUUGAAAUGCAAGAUACAGGAUAUGUCGUUCCUUUUUUCUCAGCUAUAUAAUAUGAUACUCAUUACAAUUUGCACAAUUUACGCUAUUAAAACACGCAAAAUACCAGAAAACUUUAACGAGUCCAAAUUUAUUGGAUUUACAAUGUAUACAACCUGCAUUAUUUGGCUCGCUUUUGUACCAAUUUACUUCGGCACCGGUAACUCCUACGAGAUCCAAAUAACUACGCUCUGCAUCUCGAUCAGCUUGAGUGCUUCGGUUGCCCUCGUCUGUCUUUACUCACCCAAGGUGUAUAUAUUGGUGUUUCAUCCUGACAAAAAUGUUCGCAAGUUGACAAUGAACAGCACUGUGUAUAGGCGCUCGGCAACGACAGGAGCGGGACUAGGAGCGGGAACGGUUACGGGGACGGGAACGGGAAUGGGAACCGGAACAGGUGCAGGUGCAGCCGAGGGAGUACUGACUAGUUCCGGAUAUAGUCGCACUCCAAUUGUAUUGAAUUCUGAAGACGCAUGCUAUGGUACUGGAGUCGGAAUCGGAGUCGGAGUUGGAAUCGGAGUCGGUACUAUAAGUAUGUCAGCAACGGAGCGACCGUCUCCAAGUGUCAGCCAGAAAAGUCGGAGUGCCGACAUGGAUGGAGUUCAAAGUGUUGUCAUUCAUAGGAACGAUGAAUGCUACAACAAUGGUGCUUCCACAUCUGAGAAAUGCGAUUGCGGUUUGGGUAUUGGUGAUCCACCCUGCAUUGGUGUUGAAGAUUAGACAAGAAGUCAGCUUAUGUAGAUAGAGAUGUUAACAUACACAAAUG